Molecule: messenger RNA, 7118 nt
Organism: Taeniopygia guttata (zebra finch)
Lineage: Eukaryota; Metazoa; Chordata; Aves; Passeriformes; Estrildidae
Source: RefSeq, a predicted model, not a curated record
AUGGCUGCUGGAGCUCCUUGUGGCACCAGCAACAUGACAGCUGGGGGAGUCAGAUGCACAAUUCCUUGCACUGACGAUUGCAGCUCAAUAAAUGCAACUGCAGAACCAGCAACCAGUAGUAAUGAUGAUUUAUCAGUAAACUCUGCAACUGGGAACAGAAUCUCUGCAGGUGGAAGUGUGAGGGAGGCUGCAUCACCACCUGGGCCCAGCCCAGUUGUUGAUCUCAAGGCAGAAACCAUUGGUGUGACCUCUGUCACCUUAAAAUGGGGGGUGAAUGACAGCGCAUCCAACACCUACACGUACAGGAUACAAGUUGUGAAUGGAACAAAUGAUACACCUGUGGAGAAUGUGACAUCCAAUGAAACCAAAGCAGAACUUACUGGGUUAAUCCCUGGGACACCGUACAACUUCACAGUAUUUGCUGUAGCAGCUGAUAAUGAGACAGAAGGAGAAAGAGUGUCCAUACACCUGUAUACAAGGCCCAGCCCGGUUCUUGAUCUCAAGGCAGAAACCAUUGGUGUGACUUCUGUCACCUUAAAAUGGGGGGUGAAAGACAGUGCUUCCAGCUCCUACAUGUACAGAAUAGAGGUUGUAAAUGAUACAAGUGAUACACUUGUGGAGAACGUGGCAUCCAAUGAAACCAAAGCAGAAAUUGCAGGGUUAAUCCCUGGGACACCGUACAACUUCACAGUAUUUGCUGUAGCAGCUGAUAAUGAGACAGAAGGAGAAGGAUCAUCCAUACACCUGUAUACAAGGCCCAGCCCAGUUGUUGAUCUCAAGGCAGAAACCAUUGGUGUGACCUCUGUCACCUUAAAAUGGGGGGUGAAUGACAGCGCAUCCAACACCUACACGUACAGGAUACAGGUUGUGAAUGGAACAAAUGAUACACCUGUGGAGAAUGUGACAUCCAAUGAAACCAAAGCAGAACUUACUGGGUUAAUCCCUGGGACACCGUACAACUUCACAGUAUUUGCUGUAGCAGCUGAUAAUGAGACAGAAGGAGAAAGAGUGUCCAUACACCUGUAUACAAGGCCCAGCCCGGUUCUUGAUCUCAAGGCAGAAACCAUUGGUGUGACUUCUGUCACCUUAAAAUGGGGGGUGGAUGACAGCGCUUCUGACUCCUAUUUGUACAGGAUAGAGGUUGUAAAUGGUACAAGUAAUACACUUGUGGAGAGCAUGACAUCCAAUGAAACCAAAGCAGAAAUUACUGGGUUAAUCCCUGGGACACUGUACAACUUCACAGUAUUUGCUGUAGCAGCUGAUAAUGAGACAGAAGGAGAAGGAGUGCUCAGAAAGCUGUAUACAAGGCCCAGCCCAGUUGUUGAUCUCAAGGCAGAAACCAUUGGUGUGACUUCUGCCACCUUAAAAUGGGGGGUGAAUGACAGCGCUUCCAGCACCUACACGUACAGGGUAGAGGUUGUGAAUGGAACAAAUGAUACACUUGUGGAGAACGUGACAUCCAGUGAAACCAAAGCAGAUAUUACCGAGUUAAUCCCUGGGACACCGUACAACUUCACAGUAUUUGCUGUAGCAGCUGAUAAUGAGACAGAAGGAGAAGGAGUGUCCAUACACCUGUAUACAAGGCCCAGCCCGGUUCUUGAUCUCAAGGCAGAAACCAUUGGUGUGACUUCUGUCACCUUAAAAUGGGGGGUGAAUGACAGCGCUUCCAUCUCCUACACGUACAGGGUAGAGGUUGUAAAUGGUACAAGUGAUACACUUGUGGAGAACGUGGCAUCCAAUGAAACCAAAGCAGAAAUUACUGGGUUAAUCCCUGGGACACCGUACAACUUCACAGUAUUUGCUGUAGCAGCUGAUAAUGAGACAGAAGGAGAAGGAGUGUCCAUACACCUGUAUACAAGGCCCAGCCGGGUUCUUGAUCUUGAGGCAGAAUCCAUUGGGAUGACUUCUGUCACCUUAAAAUGGAGGGUGAAUGACAGCGCUUCUGACUCCUACACGUACAGGAUAGAGGUUUUAAAUGGUACACCUGUGAAGAACGUGACAUCCAAUGAAACCAAAGCAGAAAUUACUGGGUUAAUCCCUGGGACACUGUACAGCUUCGUAGUAUUUGCUGUUGCAGCUGAUCAUGAGACAGAAGGAGAAGGAGUGUCCAUACGCCUGAAUACAUUAACUGUCUCAGUGGAUUCACUUCAGUGUGAACCAGUGGCUAAGCAGCCUAUCCUAAUGCUGAAGUGGAAAUGUCCUUUUGGUAACAAUGCUGGCUUCAGAAUCAAAAUAUAUAAUAUAAGCACUUCUGAGGUAGUAAGAGAAGAAUCGGCUCCACGCUGCACGGUAGAAGGCUUUGAGCAAACUUUCCAAACAGCGCAUUUAAAUUUUUUCAGCACCUAUAAUGUUACUAUCAUAACUCUUCCAAAUGGCACUGAAAGCUCUCCUGUGGGCAAGUUGUGUCACACCAGCAUUACUGACCCACCUCCUCCGACUGAAGUUCCUUCAGUCAAGGCCGUCAGUCACAGCUCGCUGUCUGUUGAAUUCUCUGAUUUUGAUCCACUGAAUGGUCCAUUAGAAGCCUACGCAGUAAUGAUUACAACAGAAGAUCAAAGUUCUGAGUCUUUGAAGUCUAAAUUGAACAACACCUACAAAGAUUUCAAGAUGAAGAAGACAACUGCCUAUGUUACAUAUGUCAUAAAAACAAAGCAGGCAGAAUCACGUUCUUCCAGUUCUCAGAAUGGUAGGAACACCAUUCAUGUAGGCAAGGGAAACACAAUGUAUGGCUACGAAAACGGACCAUUGAUCCCUCUUCGUUCAUACAGGGCAUGUGUAGCAGGUUUCACUAAUAUAACCUUUAUGGCCAACAUGAUUGAGGGAGAAGAUAGUUACGUAUCGUUUUCACCCUGUUCUGAACCAGUUUUACUGCCCCAGGAUCCAGGUGUUAUUGCUGGAGUGGUUAUUGGAUGCCUCUUGGCUAUCUUGGCUGUAGUGGCUGUAGGGGGGUUCAUACUCUGGAGAAGGAGAAGGAAAGAUAAAAGAAAUACUGAAGUGUCUUUUUCUCCAAUUAAAAUAAAGAAAUCAAAAAUGAUUAAAGUGGAGAACUUUGAGUCAUACUUUAAGAAGCAGCAAGCUGACUCCAACUGUGGUUUUGCUGAAGAGUAUGAGGAACUCAAGGCUGCUGGUGUUCAUCAGCCCAAAUUUGCUGCUGAACUUCCUGAGAACAGGGGGAAAAAUAGAUACAACAAUGUCUUGCCAUAUGAUAUUUCUCGUGUUAAACUUUCAAAUCAAACCUCUGGAACUGGUGAUUAUAUUAAUGCAAACUAUAUGCCUGGCUAUAACUCAAAGAAGGCAUUUAUUGCUGCACAAGGUCCAUUACCCAAUACUAUAGAAGACUUCUGGCAAAUGAUUUGGGAAAAGAGUAUCUACUCUAUUGUUAUGUUGACAAAAUGUGUGGAACAAGCCCGGACAAAAUGUGAGCAGUACUGGCCAGACAAACAGCCCAAGAGCUAUGGUGACAUUAUUGUGACGAUGGUCUCAGAAGUUGUCCUUCCAGAAUGGACAAUAAGGGAUUUCACUGUAGAAAAGUCCAACACCCCUGAGAGCCACACGGUGCGCCAGUUCCAUUUCACCUCCUGGCCAGAUCACGGUGUGCCAGAGACAACAGACCUUCUCAUCAACUUCAGGCACCUUGUCCAUGAAUACAACAGCCAGAAUCCAGUGGACUCACCUACUCUGGUGCACUGCAGCGCUGGCGUCGGGAGGACGGGGACGUUCAUCGCCAUUGACCGCCUGAUCCAGCAGAUGGAGAUGGAGAACACCGUGGAUGUCUAUGGAGUGGUGUACGACCUCCGCAUGCACCGACCCCUCAUGGUGCAGACUGAGGACCAGUACGUCUUCCUAAAUCAGUGUGUCAUGGAUAUCAUUAAAUCCCAGAGAGAGAGGAAAACGGACCUUAUCUACCAAAAUGUGACAGCAAUGGCAAUCUAUGAAAACUUCACACCUGGGCCAGCCUUUGGGAAGGCCAAUGGCUACCAUGCAUAGUCCAGAAGGAACCCAGUGCCCCUAUCCAGGAGGUGUUACCUGCCCGCAAAGAGAGGUGUCCGACUCUUGUUUUCUGGGAUUGUGUGCAGUGUCUCAUGUCUGGCUUCUCCAGUUCUGUCUACAUUCAAAGGUGUGAUCUAUAGGAGGAAAAACACAACACUGGCAGGAGCUGCAGACUGAUGUUAAAAAAACCCAAACAACAAAACCCAAGCAAAACUUUUUAAAGUUAACAGAGGAAUCUUGUUUUUUUCCUUGGGAAUUUAACAGUACUGAUAGGUGAAAUAGCAUUUGCAGUAUGAACAGUGAACUAGAGUUUAAAUAUUAAAAUAAUAACACAAGCUUUUUAUUACAAUUUUAUAUGAUUUCAUUUGCAGACACCAGGCUGGUGGGUUGUUUUAAUAUAUUUAAUUAUAAGUUUCAGGAACAUAUUUUAUCUACUGUAUCUGGUUACUUAGUUAAUAGAUAUGUGCCUCUGUGAUCUAUUUUUUUUCUGUGUUCCUUUUUAUUUAAAAAAGGAGUACAAACGGCUCCUUCAAAUGGACAUUCAUACUUGGAAAUUGUGCCUUUUCUAGUUGCUACUCUAGAAAAAAAAACAGCAGAGAUUCUAUUUUUGUACUGAAACUCUUAAUGAGAACACAGAUUUUUAAAUAAGGCUUAUGUCAAACUUAACUGUAGUUGCACUGUUGGCAGGACUCUCCAGAAGUUUGGAGGUGAGCUUUGUUUUUGCAUUUCACCACAAAUAUCCCCUGCCUUAAUGUUUUGGUGCCUCUGCCAGAGGAAAAGGAGUGUGGUGUGUCACUCCGAGCUUUAACUGUAGUUAAAAACAGAGCAAGUGAAUCUGUGAAUGUGUGUGCGGGAGGGGGUGUGUGGGUGUGUGGAUGAAGGACAGAAUAUCUCCUCCCUGUUCCUGCCUGAUAUUCCUGUUUUUAUACAAUUUAUAAUGAUUUAUUUAAAGGUGCAAUAUAUGAUUUACUGAAUAAUGCUCACUCUAAUAGAGUUUUUCUCAGGUUGGUGUCUUUUUAUCAUUGUUGUUGUUUUUCCUCAAAUAUAUAAAUCUGUGAAAAUGCUGAAACUAAGGUUCCAACCAUUCAAGCACUCCCAAACAGAUCAACUGGCUUUACUGUGUCUACCAAAAGACAUUGCACAAAAUUCUGCUGUAAAGACAAAUUUCUGGGUUGUUUUAGCCAUUCAAAACUGAGAGACAUCUUACCUGCCUGCAUCUCACUGAUCCAGUGUAAUUGUUUUGUAAUUAUUUGCAAUAUACUGCUGCUUUUGGUUUGACUGGUCCUUUUGGAAACUGAAGGAACAAGCAGAAAUUCCCGGUUUGCUGAUUUCACAAGUUAAGGAUCAGAUUGGAUUUAUUUUGCUGGUACAUAAUUGUUAGACCUAGGAAGGCAUUACCAAUGAAGGACUUAGGUAGUGUGGGGUGGGGAGAAGUGUGUUUUUUGGUCUUUGGAUCGUUGCACUGGUUGCAUUGUAGAUGAAUAUGAAGUUUAUGAAUAAUGCUAUAGAAUAGCUAUAAAGCAGGGAAAAAAAAUCUUAUGAAGGUUUAAUAACCAGAGUCCCUGGAAUUCUGCUGCUUUUUUAUUGUCGUUGUUUUGGGGGUUUUUCUUUGUUUUAGUAGAGUUGUCAGAAAAAGCUGCAGAUGCUAGGAGUAUAUGUGGCUUUACAGUGGAAGCUGGCAACCUCACAGGAUCUAAUGUCAGCUGAAGGAGAACAUAGGAAUUCCUGGUGCACAACUGUAACUUUACAAAUAUCCUGGGGAAUUUUUUGCAACCUGGUGUGAAGCUGUGGUGUGCUGUGUGAGCAAAACUGGAGGACACACCACAGUGCACUUUUGGUUGUUAGGUUUUGGGGUUUGGUUUUGUUUGUUUGUUUUGUUUUGUUGGUUUUGUUUUGUUUUGUUGGUUUUUUUUUUUUGUAGCAGCCACUUGUGGGUUCUUGAAUAUAAUUUUGUUCCUCUUCCUCUGGAAAUACUUUAAAAAAGCCUCAUCUUGAGGUUCCUGAUCCUGCCCAGCUCCAUCCAAACUGGCAGCCCACAAAGUGGAUCUUCAUUUGCAUUCUUCCUAAGCUGCUGUCAGAUGACAAAGAUAAACCACUGCACCAAACAGAACCAUUCCAAAAGAACUGGGAAGGAGGAAAGUCUGCCCUUUGCAGUCAUGUUAUUUAACUCUCUUAUUCUUUUAAUUACUGCACAUCUGUGCAGAGCACAGAGCCAGUAUUUGUCAUUCCAGGUCUCACAAGAAUUUGCUGCCUUAGGGUGGCAAGUGCUCUUUCACUUCAGAAGGCCCUUGUUUUGUGUAGCAUAGAGGAGAGGGAGAUGAGUCUUCCAUGCUAGAUCGUGUUGUUUCUACUCUGUUGCAGCAGAGCAUCAGAAAAUGAGCUAGGACAGUAUGUGUUUCUGCCUAACCACUGCCCAGAUCCUCUUACAGAAAACUAAUGGAUCUGUCCCAUUAUUUUGGUGUUGGAAGCAGGCAUCAAAUUCUCAUGUGUGCCAUCAUCUAAUGAGUAUCCAUUUUUAAAGAACUGUAUGCAAGUGUUUUUCCAAAACUGAUGCAUUGUGAGAAGAGACAGGAGGUUGAAGCAAAUGACCUCUUGAUUCUGUGUGUGGGAAAAAGUUGGUAAGGCUUAAGCUGUUGCAAACAAAGUUGGGUGUAAUGUCAGUGUGAAUAAGUAGGACAUUCCUUAUAGGAUGCCUCUGCAGGAAAAGAACUACAGGUAAUGCUUCACUACCAUGUGGAUAUGUCUUGGUCAAGAUGACUUGAAUUCCUGCAAAUGUUUUCUCCCUGCCCUCUGAUGUUCUCUGUGUUAUAACUGCUGAGAUCUGUCUCUUUGGUCAGUGUUUUCUCUCAUUGUUGCUUAUUUACAGGUGUCCACUGAAAGCUCCACUGUGUGACAAUUGCAUCUCUUGCAUUUCUGUUUAACUCUUUCUUCCCAUUUGGGGCCUGCUUAAGAAGGGAAAAGUUGAUGUGUUUCAAAUAAGUGACUGUUGAAUAUCUUGAAAUGAUGUACAAAUUUUAUUGUUUUCAUAUUUGUUGUACAGGAAAUUUCAGUACAUGUCUGUAAUAUUUUUAAUGGUUUGAUUUGUUCUUAAAAAUAUAAAAAUAACAAUUAAAAAGCAUCAUCCUAGA